AUGGAACGGUAUGUGUCAUUCCAGUUGGGGAACCUGAGGUUCCUGGAUUCGAUCCAAUUCUUUGGCCCAGGUUCAAGUCUAGAUACCUUAGCAAGUACCUUGAAUGAUUUCCCCAUCCUAGAAGAAAUGUUUCCCCAAGUCUGGGACGUUACACCCGAAGAAAUGGAGUUGCUAUGUAAGAAAGGGGUAUACCCUUAUUCCUACAUGGAUAACUCCAACAAAUUCAAUGAAACAAGUCUGCGUCCAGAAGAAGACUAUUAUAAUGAACUGACGAAAGAAGACAUCUCCCAAGAAAAGUACGAGUUUGCUCAGACAGUAUGGAGUACGAUGGGCUGUGAAACGUUGGGGGACUAUCACGAUAUCUAUCUUUAUCAGGAUAUAUUCCUCUUAGCUGAUGUCUUCGAACAGUUCAGAGAUGUUUGCCUGAAAAAAUAUGAUGUGGAUCCCGCUCACUACCACACAGUACCAGGAUUGGUAUGGGAUGCUUCUCUAAGAUUACCGGUGUGAAAUUGCGCACUCUAAGAGACGAGGAGAUGCAUAUGUUCCUUGAGCGGGGAAUGCGAGGUGGUAUUUCUACGAUUACUCACUGCUACGCCAGAGCUAACAACAAGUACCUGAAGGACUACGAUCCUGAACAGCCUAACAGCUUCAAUAUCUACUAUGAUGCAAACAACUUGUCUGGAUGGGCUAUGUCACAACCGCUCCCUAUCGGAGACUUUGAGUGGAAAACAGAGUUUGAAGGCUUUGACGUGAAUGAGAUUGCUGACUAUGCAGAGAUUGGCUACAUUCUAGAGGUUGAUCUGGAAUACCCAGAAGAGCUCCAUGACCUUUAGAACGAUUACCCCGUUGCCCCAGAGAAGAUAGAAAUCACUCCAGAGAUGAUACAUAUCCUUACUGCCAGCAGUUAACCACGCAUUUAGAGUACAAACCCAGCAAAGUGUAGAAGUUAGUCCCUAAUCUGUGGCCUAAGGGAGGAUACAUUUUGCAUUACAGAAAUCUGCAAUUAUAUCUUUCCUUACGGAUGAAACUUACAAAGAUUCAUCGUAUCCUCAAGUUCAAACAGCAGACCUGGCUGAAGCCCUAGAUCGAGCUGAACACCAGACUGAAGGCUCAAGCGAGUACUAA
Porites evermanni is the source of this 1125-nucleotide messenger RNA. Lineage: Eukaryota; Metazoa; Cnidaria; Anthozoa; Scleractinia; Poritidae. The record is from the annotation of a GenBank genome assembly.